Molecule: messenger RNA, 5691 nt
Organism: Scophthalmus maximus (turbot)
Lineage: Eukaryota; Metazoa; Chordata; Actinopteri; Pleuronectiformes; Scophthalmidae
Gene: fgd6
Product: FYVE, RhoGEF and PH domain containing 6
Exons: 21
Coding region: 265-4113 (1282 amino acids)
Cellular component (GO): cytoplasm
Molecular function (GO): metal ion binding; guanyl-nucleotide exchange factor activity
Source: RefSeq, a predicted model, not a curated record
AAAAAGCACCGUGGCCCCCCAAAAAAAAAAAAAAAAAACUUCGGGAAAAAUGGAAAAAGUAACAGAAGUAAAGACUUUAUCCGCGCGGCCGCUGCAGCGAUAAGGACUCGACCGGCGGGUGGACGUUGCACGUUUCUCCCCCCCCCCCCCCCAGGCGGAGAGGGUUUUCUUCCCAAACUGACUAUGGAGUCGACCGCGGAGUUCCUCGCACUUCCAUUGAAAGGCUGAAAAGUUGCUCAUGGAGAAAGGAGCACGUCGGGAGUCAUGAGCACAGGUGUGAAGAAGCCUCCACUAGCUCCCAAACCUAAACUUCCUGCCACCGCCAAACCCUCUCCCCCGCCCAUCGCCCCCAAACCGGGGAUCGUCCUCACCCAGUCCCCGGCCGUCUCCCAGCCAUCCCCGGCCACGCUCAAGAGGGCGAAGCCGGCGCUCGCGCCCAAGCCGUGCAUCCCCAAGUCCUUGGCCUCUUCUCCGCCCCCGCCGCCCAAACCCGCCGGAGCCCUUAUCAUAUCUCAGGAACAGCAGGAAGCGCUGGACAAUAGCCUCUCGCUCCUCAACUCCAGAAAUGGGAUUUUAUCAGAGUCGCACAAACGCGAGUCGGACUACAUCAUCCCCACCUGCUCCUGCGGGCUGCGCGACUGCUCCCAGUGCCGGCGGCUGGAAAACGGAAGUGUGACCGAGAUCGGGGGCGGCGAUUUGCACAGAGAGCCGCAGCGGAAUGGGGUUUCCACGGAGGGGCUCGCGGGGACCGGGAUGGGGCCACAGGAGAAAGCGGAGACGCGGGGGGAGGGGGUAGCGGCGCAGAAGGGCGAAGCCGGAGGGAUUAGCAAAAAGCCCAGGGAUAAACCUCAAAGACACAGACACCUGGACAGGGAGGCGCAGAGGGAGAAAGUCUCAGAGGCUGUGAAACAUCAGGAAAGUGCAGAGCCUGAACAGACCGAGGACCAAAACACAGACUUAACGGACUCUCCGCCGGCCUGUGAUGUUGCUGGCAGCAUCAUUGUCUUCUCGAGUAUCACUCUAUCUGCAGAAUCCUUUCAGGUAGAAUACGACGAGCCUUUCAGGGACGCCUGCCCCGCCAGGCUGCCCCCUGAACUGCAGGUCCCUGCCGCCCCCAGUAAGCCUCUCCCGGUUCCGCACCCGCGUAAACAUAAAAAGCCGGCCCUGGUGAGGCAGGAUGGCGUGGAGGGGAGCGGUGCCCAGGACCCGUCGGCGGAGGAACGGGCGCAGGGGACCGAGGUGCGAGAAGCCGAGGGGAGACUGAGUCUAGCUGGUCUGUCGGAGGGGGGGGAGCUCACACAGGACACGAGUGACGACUCUUUACCCCAAAAAGACUCAGGGAUGGAGGACAGCGAGUCGGACGCGCCCGUGCCCCCUCCCCGACAGACCUCCCUCUCGCCUCGCCUCCACAGAACAGUCCACGCACCCCACUGUCUUAACAAAAACACCUCCCACUCCUUAGACCUGCUCUCGCAACCCGACUCCGCGAGUCACAAAACGGAGGGCGAGGACCGCCGGGCGGAGGACGACGAGGAGGACGGGUACGGCGACUUUGCGCGGUACCCGAUCACCCACAGCCUCCCCAAGCAGAUCAAGCUGGGCUGCCACCCGCCGCUGGCGAACGCCAGGAAAGCCCUCUCCGCCGAGGACCAGCCGUUCCCGAGGGCGCCGCCCAGAAAACCUCAAAGACACAGCAUGCCAGCGGCCCCGCCGCCCUCCAUCUGCCCGCCUGCACCUCCACACGCCAACACCCCCAUGAGGGAGCUGCCCGCGCCCCCUCAGGAGAAGACCGCCUGGCGCUUCACCCGACCCUGCGUGACCUUCUUCAGCCGGCAGAUGCCCACCAGGAGCAGCGUGCCGCCCAAGGGCCGAGCGCCAGCGCUGGGGGGCAAGCAGAGGGCGCAGUCCUUCUCCGCCGCCGACCUGGCGACCCGGGCCAACUCUCAAAAGAGGGGCCUCUCCUUCCGGAAGCUGCUGGAGCUCCGGCUGUCCGUCAAGAUGCUGCCGAAGCUGCUGGCCAAGGGCGGGCAGUCGCUGGACUGCACCAGCGUGGAGUCGACCCGGGGGGAGAGGAGCCAGGAGCGGCCCAACAGCUGCAUAGGGGGGGCGGCGGAUAUCUGCGGGGAAGGCGUGGAGGAGUCGGUGGAGUACGAGAACGUGCCGCUGUACGAGGAGAUCCCCGAGUACAUGAACCUGCCGUUCCACGGCGCGAGGCUCGGGUGGCCCGGUGACCUCGAGGCGGCGGAUUCCGACAUCUACGAAGUGCAGGAUCCAUAUCACAGGUGCCGAGACCAUGAAUACGAGAGCGACUGGCUGGGGCAGGACGUCCACUCUGAAGAAGACGAGGAGGAAGAGGAGGAGGAGAUCCACAGUUCAGAUGAAGAGGACAGCAGCUCCACCUCCAGCAAGGAGCACCUGGACGAGGCAGACAGACAGCAAGAGGACGAGAUGAAGAGGAAGAAGGUGGUGCACAUCGCCCAGGAGAUCAUGAGCUCGGAGAAAGUAUUCGUGGACGUCCUGAAGCUUCUACACAUAGACUUUCGCGAUGCCGUCGCCAAGGCAACCCGUCAGAAUGGGAAGCCGGUGGUGGACGAGCGGAUCCUCAAUCAGAUCCUGUAUUACCUCCCACAACUCUACCAGCUCAACAGAGACCUGCAGAGAGAGCUGGAGGAGAGGGUGGCUCACUGGAGCGACCACCAGAGGCUGUCGGACAUCUUUGUGCAGAAGGGUCCGUACCUGAAGAUGUACUCCACUUACAUCCGCCAGUUCGACAACAACGUGGCGCUGCUGGACGAGCAGUGCCGCAAGAACCCAGCGUUCGCCGCCGUCGUCCGGGAGUUCGAGACGAGUCCGAGAUGUGCCAGCCUGGCCCUGAAACACUACCUGCUGAAGCCAGUGCAGAGAAUCCCUCAGUACCAGCUGCUGCUCACGGAUUAUCUGAAGAACCUCCCAGAGGACUCUGAGGAUUACAAAGACACACAAGCCGCCCUCAGUAUCGUGAAGGAAGUGGCCAACCACGCUAACGACAUCAUGAAACAAGGGGAUAACUUCCAGAAGCUGAUGCAGAUUCAGUACAGCCUCAACGGUCACCACGAGAUCGUCCAGCCCGGCAGGGUGUUUCUGAAGGAGGGAACACUCAUGAAACUGUCCAGGAAGGUCAUGCAGCCGCGGGUGUUUUUUCUGUUUAAUGAUGCACUCAUGUACACCACCCCGGUCCAGUCUGGCCAGUACAAACUCAACAGUGUCCUCUCACUGGCCGGGAUGAAGGUGAGUAAGCCGAGCCAGGAGGCCUAUCAGAACGAGCUGAACAUCGAGAGCGUCGAGCGCUCUUUCAUCCUGUCUGCCGGCUCGGCUACAGAGCGAGACGAGUGGCUGGAGGCCAUCGCCAAGGCCAUCGACGACUACACCAAGAAGAAAAUAACAUUCAUAUCGAGUCGAAGUCAAGAGGAGGCUGAGUGCGUCGUGGACAGCGGGGCUCCGUUGGGUUCGAAGGCUCCCAUCUGGAUCCCGGACCUGAGGGCCACCAUGUGCAUGAUGUGCACCUGCGAGUUCACCCUCACCUGGAGGAGGCAUCACUGUCGCGCUUGCGGAAAGGUGGUGUGUCAGGCCUGCUCCGCCAAUAAGUACUACCUGGAGUACUUGAAGAACCAGCCGGCACGUGUGUGUGAUCACUGCUUUGCCAAGCUGCAGGAGAAUAGUGACCGCUGUGCUUCCACAUCAGUGUCUCCCAUCAAAUCCGGAGCUUUCUCCUUCACCAGAAAACAGAAGAAGAUUCCUGCUGCACUAAAAGAGGUUUCUGCCAACACGGAGAACUCCUCCAUGAGCGGCUACUUAAACCGGUCGAAGGGCAACAAGAAGCAGUGGAAGAGGCUGUGGUUCGUCAUCAAGAACAAAGUGCUGUACACCUAUGCUGCCAGCGAGGACGUGGCGGCGCUGGAAAGUCAGCCUCUGCUCGGGUUCUUCCUGAGGGAGGAGAAGAACGGGCCGGCGCAGAAGCUGCAGUUCAAGCUGUACCACAAGAACACGCUGUUCUACAUCUUCAAGGCCGACGACAUCCCCACUGCACAGAGAUGGAUCGAGGCCUUUCAAGAGGCAAUGAUUCUUGAACAGUAAUCAACCUCUUUUUUAGCAGCGAAGUCGCACAUCGCAGCCCCCGGAGCCAGUUGAUAGACAACUCUUCGACCCCCCCCUGGUUGACAUCAGGUCAGGAAGGGGGGAGGGGUCACCAGCUCAGGAAGGACUCCGGACGGACUGUUUAGUUCAAACAACAGAACUGAGAACUGGAUUCUGUUUUUACAUAUUUUUCUACCAGCAGCAGCUGCUGUCGCUCAGCACCACCCGGCUGAGGUCAGAGUUCACAGUGAGCUACAGCUGUGGGUCAAAGGUCAAGUCCAGAAACGUGUGUGUGUGUGGAAGUGAGACCAAACAGUUGUCGGGGGCCAUUGAAAAGCCCUUUGGAAAAUCCUAGGAAGUCUUGGGAUGAUUUUUUAUUUUUUAUGCAAAUGAAUGAAGGAAUCUUCUGUGUGAAAUGAAACGUAUGAAACUGUGCACCUUCAUUCACGCACAUUAAUAUUGGCCACACAAUGUUAAAGAUUAUAAAGUAACCAACACACAAAAACACAUCAAAUAUUAAAAAUGAUAAGGUGUUUGAUCUAAAUCACGGAUUUAAAGUAUCGCUGAGUCUAAUCACGUGACAUGUUGGGAUUUUACUGUGAAGUUGAUAUUCAGCUCUUUAGGUUGAUCUCUCUGGUUCAGAGAUUUGUUUUUUUUAGAUUUUAAAUACCAAACAUUUAGAUCAUGGGAUAAUAAAAAAACAUCCUGGAGAAAACUGGAAAUAUCAUGAAUAAUGUAGAUAUUUUUCAUACAGUUCAAAAUGUUUUUUUGUGUCUGUUUUGGCUCAUUAUAAAUGGUUAAUGGGUGAAACUGGACAUAUAAGAGCAACAUUGACCCUUUUUUUAAGCGAAGAGCUAAUAUUUAUAAUAAAGAAAUAGGGAGGUUUAUUGUUUUGAAGAGCACAGGCUGCCACUUGUUUUUGGGAGUCAGGGUUUGUUAUGAAAUAUGUUUGCAUCAAAAAGCAUUAUUAUUUUUUGUAAAUGGUAAAAGAUAACAGGUGCUUUUUUAUGAGCGAAUACUGUGGGAAGUAUGCAUGAACUGUAUUUCAAAAGAAAGGAAACAUUUUUAAUUUUUGACAUUGUGCCUUUAUAUCUCAUGUUUUGAGAUAAAUUGCAAUAAUAUAGGUGUUUUAAAUUCUAAAGGACGAAUUUAAUAUUCCGGUUCAUAGGACUUAACUCACUUUGUAGCCAGGGUACAUGAGGAUUAUAGUUUUUCAAAACAAGGUAAUUUUUCAGGGUUUUUUUGUUCUUGGUAACCAAGUUGCACUACUCCAUCAUGGCAAAUUAGUAGAUUCCACUAUUAAAUAAAACCCCAAAUCCUACUUUUUUAAAUUGAAGAAAUAAAAUGGUUCAUAUUGUCAUAUUGUUGGCGUACAAUUUUUAAUUUGUGCCUCAUUCAGAUUUGGACUAAUGAGGUUUACAUCUGCAGAGCAUGUGCUUCUUCUUCUUCUAUUUCUUCAUGAUUGUACAGUAACAUUUAUAAACAGCCACUCUAUCCGAGUUAGAGUCUCCUAUAAACAAUGUUUCUAAACUGUCAGGCAACAGUUUUUUAAUAAAAAAAAUAUAUGUAUGUAAAUAA